Messenger RNA from Papaver somniferum (opium poppy), 2048 nucleotides. RefSeq names its product periodic tryptophan protein 1 homolog. The record is from RefSeq and is a predicted model, not a curated record. Gene Ontology annotation, molecular function: protein binding. Gene Ontology annotation, biological process: rRNA processing. The transcript has 17 exons. NCBI's taxonomy places the organism in Eukaryota, Viridiplantae, Streptophyta, Magnoliopsida, Ranunculales, Papaveraceae. Gene Ontology annotation, cellular component: nucleus. The coding region runs from base 161 to 1738 and encodes 525 amino acids.
UAUAAUAUUAUAUAACAGGCCUUCUCAGGACGAAACCCUAAAAUACAUUAUAUCCUCUCUGCAACUUCGUUUAUUUAUUUACAGUGACACUAUUUUUGCAGCUCAAAACAACAACGUUAUUGCAAAUCGUUGGAGCUGUUAAUUUAUCUGUGGGUGCAAAAUGAUUUCUGCUAUCUCUUGGGUACCCAAGGGAAUUGCAAAGGUUAUUCCAGCUGAGGUUGAUCCACCCACUAAAGAGGAAAUUGAUGAGAUACUGAGAAGUGGUACCUUAAACAGAAGGGAGGACUCGGAUAAUGAAAACGAUGGAGAAAUGGAUGUUGAUGGUGCUGCUAAAGGAGUUGCUUAUGAGGCUGCUGCCAAGGUAAAACAACCUAGAAGCGGUACUAGUUUUGGCAUAAUGAAGAAAUGUACGUUGGUUGAUGCUGCUAAAGGAGUUGCUGAUGAGAUAUCCCAAGCAUUAGCUGCUGCAGAGGCACUUGGGAGAAAACAACCUGGAAGCAGUACUAGUUUUGGUACUAAAGAUAUGACUGAUGCCCUCAAGGAGCUUGACAUGGAGAAUUAUGAUGAAGAGGAUGAUGGCAUUGAAAUAUUUAGUACUGCAAUUGGGGAUAGAUACUAUCCAAGUAAUGCGAUGGAUCCUUAUCUGAAGAAGGAUGAUGAGGAUGAGGAUGAUGAUGAAGAAAUUGAGGAUAUGACCAUAAAACCAUCAGAUGCUAUUAUUGUUUGUGCGCGUACCGAUGACGAAGUUAGCCAACUCCAGGUUUGUGUUCUGGAGGAGUCAGAAGAUGGUGAACUUAACUUCUACUCUCAUCAUGAUAUAAUCCUUUCGGCUCUUCCCCUCUGCACUGCGCGGAUCGAUUGGGACAUUAAUGGUGGAGGUAAAGGAAACUAUAUAGCCGUAGGCACAUUGGAUCUAGCUAUCGAAAUUUGGGAUCUCAACCUUAUUGAUGAAAUCCAGCCAUUUCUGGCACUGGGUGGUGUUGCCAAGAAAAAAAAGAAGACUGCCAAAUAUAAGAAGGGGGGUAGUCAUACAGAUUCUGUGCUUGGUCUUGAUUGGAACAAGAAACUCAAGUAUCUUGCCAGCGCAAGCGCUGACAAGUCUGUCAAGGUUUGGGAUUUUGAGACAGAGAAAUGUCGCACGACAGUAAACCACCAUACUGACAAGGUUCAAGCUGUUGCAUGGAAUGCCCACUCGCCAAAUUUUUUUCUUAGUGGAUCGUUUGAUCGCUCAGUCAUCUUGGUAGACGAGAGAAAUCCUUCACGUGUGUGUACUAAAUCUAUAGUUACUGCAGAUGUAGAGUGCUUAGCAUGGAACCCACAUGAUCAGCACUCGUGUUUGGUCAGUCUUGAAGAUGGUACUGUUCAAGGCUUUGAUGUCCGAGUUGCUUCAUCUGACCCUGCUGCUGCACGUUUGGAGCCAACUUUCACUCUUCAGGCUCAUGAUAAGCCUGUUACCUCGAUUUCGUAUUGUCCAACUGCUCCUAAGCUACUGGCUACAGGCUCGACCGAUAAAAUGGUGAAACUCUGGGAUUUAUCAAACAAUCAGCCGUCAUGUGUUGCAUCUAAAAAUCUUAAAGCUGGAGCUGUAUUUUCAACAUCCUUUUCUGAAGAUUGUCCUUUCUUGCUAGCCGUAGGAGGCUCCAAAGGAGACCUACAAAUAUGGGACACAUUAACUGAAAACGAAGUUGCUCGAAGAUUCGGGAAAUACAGUUAUAGGAAACCUCCUCCACAUGAGUGAAGUGGUUGUGUCUAGCGAUAGUACUUCCAAGAGCUCCAUCAAAGUCUGUCUACAUUAUUAUUCUGCAUAAACUGCAUAAAUAUAUCUUUUGUUUUGUGUACUCGGUAUAAGCUUAUUUGUAAUGUUAUAGUUGGGCUAAAUGGAACAGAAUCUGUAGAGGCAAAUCCAUGACUUAUUUAGUUUGUUGCAAUUUUACUUUCUGGUAGUAAAUCUUUACCGCUGAGGUUGGUGAAAGUUACCAGAAAACUUCUAGCAUACUUGGCUACAACAUCUGUUGUGUUUUAUACCAUGGGAUGUUGUCGUUUCUUUC